AUGCUCAGGGUGAGGGCGUUGCUUGGAGCCGAGGGUGGCUUGACGAAGUCGCAGUAUCCAGUUUUCACCAUCUACGCCCAUAAGAGCUGCUUGGGGGUGAAGCCGUGCGAACGCGCCUGGUGCAUAGAUCGCGUGCAGAACUACCGCCUCGCAGGAUACGCCAAGAGCCACCAAGUGGUGAACUCACGUCAGGAGUGUCUGGAACUUUGCUUAGGAGAGACGGACUUCCAGUGUCGGUCUGCGAACUUCAACAACGCGACCGGAGACUGCGAGCUGUCCCAGAUGGACAGGAUCACCGUGGCAGGAAGCAGCGCCUUCCAACCAGCUGACGGCUACGACUACAUGGAGAACAAUUGCGUCGAGGAACCGACCAAGCUCUGCGAGUUCAAGAAACUGACCGGAAGAAUCCUGAAGACCGUCGACUCCGUUUACCAGGACAUCGGAUCCGUGGAGGAGUGCCGCGAGCUGUGCCUGAACUCUCCAUACAGAUGCCACUCGUACGACUACGGAGACACCGGCGAGAUGGUCUGCCGUCUGAGCCAUCACUCGAGAGCCACCCUUGCCGACAUUCAGGAUCCUUAUCUGGAGUUGCCCGAAGGCUCCACGUACGAAUUGAGCUCCUGUUAUAACGUGAGCAUCGAUUGUAGAUCGGGCGAUAUGGUGGCAAGGAUCCAAACGAGCAAGCUCUUCGACGGAAAGAUUUACGCGAAGGGCAGCCCGAGUACGUGCGUGCGCGACGUCAACAACAGCUUGGAAUUCGAACUGGCCAUGGCCUACGACAACCUGGAAUGCAACGUGAAGAAGAACGGUCUCGGCAGAUACGUGAACGACGUUAUCAUCCAGCACCACGACAAGAUCAUAACGAGCUCCGAUCUCGGCCUAGCCGUCACCUGCCAGUACGACCUGACCAAUAAAAGUGUCACCAACGAGGUUGACUUGGACGUGCACGGAGACGUGCAGCCAGGUUUAUCCGAAGAAGUCACCGUCGAUUCGCCUAAUGUAGCCAUGAAGAUCACCGACAGAACCGGAGGAGAAUUCUUGCCAACCGCCGAAGUCGGAGACCCGUUGGCCCUCCGUUUCGAGAUCUUGGACAGGAACAGCCCGUACGAAAUCUUUGUCAGAGAAUUGGUAGCUUUGGAUGGAGUAGGCUCCAACGAAAUCGUGCUCAUCGACUCCAACGGUUGCCCCACAGACCACCUCAUCAUGGGACCAAUUUACAAAUCAGCCGACACCGGAAAGAUUCUUCUAUCACACUUCGACGCCUUCAAAUUCCCGUCUUCCGAGGUGGUGCAGUUCAGGGCUCUGGUGACACCUUGCAUGCCGACUUGCGAACCAGUCCAAUGCGACCAAGAGGAGAGCACCGGCCAACUCAGAUCCGUCAUCUCGUUCGGAAAGCGCAGGAGGCGUCGCUCCACCGGUUCCAUCAACGACGACAUGUUCCUCGUCCAGACCAUCCAGAUCACCGACAAAUUCGGCUUCGACCGCGACAUGAACAAGUCCGCAUCCGCCAUCGGAAGCGAGGCGAUGUUCUUACCAAACGACCAAGGCUUCUGCGUGAACAUGGCCGGUCUGAUCGUAGCAGCCACCGUUUUCCUGGCCGCUCAAUUGGCCAUCAUCGCAGCCUGGACCUUCGUCUGGCAAAGGAGACGAUUGAGCAGCAAGUUAGGAGAUGGCAUGUCCGUCAGUCUGAGCCUCCCAACAGGUCUAAGUUCCAGUCGCACGGACAGCCUUUGCAAGCUGUACGACAACGGCUACGCACAUUCCCGUAGAUUCUAAACGAAGGCGCCAACCCACACACACACUCACAGUUCCACCUAUAAACUAAAAAAAAACACAGCACGCAUUCAUCAAUCAAUCAGUCUAUGAAUCAAACGUAUAAUCAUCAAGAGUAGCGUGUGAUAAUAAUAUUAUUCAAUGAAAUGCUUCGAUUCCGCAAAGCCAAACGCGCGUGACAAAUACCUGGCGUACCAUUUUAUCGGGACACGAUACACACAUUAUAGCCUUCUUUAUUUCGCGAAAUCCUUCCUUCAUUUACGUUUCGUCCAGCGCACAAAUACAUACAGAUAUAUUCACACACACAUAUUUAUAUGUGUGUAUGUACACAGGAAAACGGCAUCGAGUACGGUUUGCCAUUAGUCUGUCGUCUAUAUGUAGGGUACAGCCGUUUACCGGCGUGUAACUAACUGUACCCGACUACAACCACAGCACACAUACACACUAACCACACAACUCUGGGCCAAGGUCGGACAUGCAAUGCAAUCUUAGCAUCAUCAUCUUAAUUGCAAUAGUAAUGAUAAUAUUUUAUAACGUACGUAAUAAUUAUUACUUGUCUCGUAUGUAGUAGGAACGAAAUAGUUUAAUGAUGAUGGAAAUCUGUGUUUGUUUCGUUCGUCCACGAAGGAAGCGGCGCUUUAUUAUUAUUGUUAUUAUUAAUAAUAAUAACAUCAAUAUCAUUAUUAUCAUUAUCGGACUCCUUCGAAUAUAGUUAAUAAUACUCGACUUAGCGUAAAACAGUAAUAGCCUUAGCUUAUCCCAUAUAACGAGCCUCGAUCACCCACGCACACAUCGCGCAUUUGCAUCAGAGGUGCUGAACCUUUUCUAUUUUAAUUUGCAACUGCAAUCGAUACACACACGUUAUUAUUAUUAUUUUAAUUUUAUUUUUUUUGCUUUUGGUAACCGGUCUAGCAUAUUUUACGCAACAGUUUUUAUUUUACAAAACGCGUUACACCACCCGCAAUCGCAAGGCGCUACAUAUGUUAGGUUUUUAACUAAUCACGCAAGAAUUCGGCUUGAAGGAUUCCAGGACGAUCUCGAGCGAAUGGCAUUUAAUUAAUGAAUUAAUCUAUAUAAAUAUACAUAUAAUAUAUAUUAUUAUUAUUUGGUUCGUUUCGUAAUCGAACGGUGUGAAUGGAGCGAUCAAGAUAUGAUCGCGGAUGAAUGUUUAAUUUAAUAAUUGCUUGUCCUCGUUUCCCGAGAGCCGAGGCGGAUGGUCCUGCCCCUAAGGACACUCACGACACACCUCACACCCUCCUAGUAAAAAGGAUAACAAACAGAAUUUAUAAUAAAAGAUAUAAAUGAAAAAAAUAAACGGGGGGCCGUCCGCCGCGAAAUCAAGAGAAAUUAAAUUGUAUAAGUAAAUUGAUGAUGAAUUCCAACGUAAAUUAUACCAUAUACUAUUUAAU
This is a messenger RNA of Nicrophorus vespilloides, 3182 nucleotides long. RefSeq lists its product as uncharacterized. Bases 1 to 1776 code for a protein of 591 amino acids. The record is from RefSeq and is a predicted model, not a curated record. The transcript has 5 exons. Lineage: Eukaryota; Metazoa; Arthropoda; Insecta; Coleoptera; Silphidae.